This is a messenger RNA of Haplochromis burtoni (Burton's mouthbrooder), 1827 nucleotides long. RefSeq names its product UDP-glucuronosyltransferase 2B31-like. The record is from RefSeq and is a predicted model, not a curated record. The transcript has 2 exons. Bases 143 to 1744 code for a protein of 533 amino acids. Gene Ontology annotation, molecular function: UDP-glycosyltransferase activity. Lineage: Eukaryota; Metazoa; Chordata; Actinopteri; Cichliformes; Cichlidae.
GGUUACACACUCCUCCCACCUUAUGCAACACAGUAAUUAGGAUUUGGGUUCUUUUCUCCUGCACUCUGAAGCUGAGCUCCUUUCUCUCAGAGAGGAUCCAAAGUACUUUUGUCCACAUUCUCAGGCAUUUAAGACUUGAUCCAUGGGGAGCUUUCCAGGAGUUUCUCUGUUUCUUCUGGGCGCGACAUUGUCCUUAACUGUAAGUCCUGUCCAGGGUGGAAAGAUUCUGGUGUUCCCCGUUGAUGGCAGCCAUUGGGUGAACAUGAACCUGCUGAUCCAGAGCCUCCACGCCAAAGGCCAUGAAGUCACUGUGGUCCGCACAGCCACUAGCUGGUAUGUCAAAGAAGAGGCACCACAUUACAGCUCCAUCACUGUCACCUUACCAGAGGCUGUCUGCAUAGAGGAGCAGGACUUCUUUGUAACUUUCCUGGUCAAGAUACUGGAGAUCAAAAAACAGGGGGCGUCUUUGAUGGCUUUCUUGAAGUUCUACUGGGAAGUGCUAGGUUCAUUAUCAAAAAUCUACCAACAAGCUAGUCUGUUAGGUGUAGAAAUAUUUGAGAACAAGACUCUAAUGUCGAAGAUACGUGACUCUAAUUUUGACCUGGUUCUUAUGGACCCUGGACUUCCUGUUGGAGUUAUAGUGGCCCACAAACUAAAGCUUCCAGUUGUUUUUAAUGUUAGAUGGAUGACCAGUGGGGAUGGUCAUUUUGUUGUUGCUCCAUCACCAACGUCAUAUGUCCCUACUUCUGGAAAUGCUAUAUCUGACAAGAUGACCUUUUUUGAAAGAGUCAAAAACACAUUCCACUACUUCCUCAACACCUGCAUUGACAAGUUUAUAGUGUGUCCUCCUUAUGAUAGAAUGGUAGAAAAGUACUUAGGCCCAGAUGUGAACUUCUAUCAGCUUCUUCAAGGAGUAGACCUGUGGCUCAUGAGAGUGGACUUUGUCUUCGAAUUCCCCAGGCCUACCAUGCCAAACAUUGUCUACAUUGGAGGAUUUCAGUGUAAGCCUGCUGAGGCCUUACCUUCAGAGUUGGAGGAGUUUGUUGAAAGUUCAGGAGAACACGGCUUCAUCCUGAUGUCUCUGGGGACGCUGGUGAAUGGUCUGCCAAUAGAAAUAACUUCGGAAAUCGCAGCUGCCUUCGCUCAGCUUCCUCAAAAGGUCGUAUGGAGGCAUGCUGGUGAACGCCCCAACAAUGUGGGGAACAAUACCCUUCUGGUGAAAUGGAUGCCCCAAAACGACUUGCUGGGUCACCCAAAGAUAAAAGCCUUUGUGGCUCAUGGUGGCGCCAAUGGGAUCUAUGAGUCCAUGUACCAUGGUGUGCCAAUUAUUGGCAUUCCCCUGCUGUUUGACCAGUUUGAAAACAUUUUGCGAAUGGAAGUUCGAGGAGCUGCUAAAAUGGUGGAUGUAACAAAAGUCACUCAGCAGAAUUUCCUCAAAGUCCUACAAGAAGUUCUUAACAAUCCCUCCUACAGAAACAACAUGAAGCGUCUGUCUGCUCUCCACCGAGACAGACCAAUGCAUCCUCUGGAUGCUGCAGUUUACUGGAUUGAGUUUGUUAUGAGGCACAAAGGAGCUGCACAUUUACGCACCGAGUCUUAUAAGAUGCCCUGGUAUGUGUAUCAUUCUGUGGAUGUUAUAAGCUUUUUGUUGGUCAUCUUGUUUAUGCUGACAGCCUGUGUAGUGGCAGUCAUACGAUUCACGUGGCUUCGAAUGUGCAGGAGGAGGAAACCAAAGCAAGAGUGACUCCUCGAAUGAAGAUGGAUCCAAUUAAAAUGUUACAUUGAUAUUCUAGUCAAAGGAGCUUGCAAAGAAAAGUGUCUGGACUU